Dipodomys ordii (Ord's kangaroo rat) is the source of this 2798-nucleotide messenger RNA. It is a transcript of the gene Prom2, whose product is annotated as prominin 2. The transcript has 24 exons. The record is from RefSeq and is a predicted model, not a curated record. Lineage: Eukaryota; Metazoa; Chordata; Mammalia; Rodentia; Heteromyidae. Bases 101 to 2602 code for a protein of 833 amino acids. Gene Ontology annotation, molecular function: cholesterol binding. Gene Ontology annotation, cellular component: prominosome; cilium; apical plasma membrane.
AAGGCUGCCGAAGGAUGCACGGCCUGCCUUGCGUUCGCCCGCACCCUCUGCAGCUUGAGCCAGUCUUGCCUGCCCCGCGGCCCACCCACCCGACCCCACGAUGCGUGUGCCGGGCCUCCUGGUGUCCCUGCUGAGCUUGGAACUGGGGCUGGCUCUGAGCCCACCCCACGCGGCAGCCUCGGACUGCGGGUACCUCGGCCCAGCCGAACGUCUGACAUUCACUCCGGCUGCCAGAACCCGGUGGCUGGCCCCUCUGGUCCGCGCGCCUGGGCCCUUGGACCCUCUCUAUGGCACCGUGCGCCGCUUUCUCUCCGUGGUGCAGCUCAACCCUUUCCCUACGGAGUUGGUCAAGGCCCUGCUGAACGAGCCAUCUUCAGUGAAGGUGGAUGAGGUGGUACGGUACGAGGCGGGCUACGUAGUGUGUGCUGUGAUCGCAGGCCUCUUCCUCCUGGCAGUGCCCAUCACUGGGCUCUGCUUCUGCUGUUGUCGCUGCCACCGGCGCUGUGGGGGUCGAGUGAAGACUGAGCACAAAGCCAUGGCCUGUGAGCGUGGCACCCUCAUGGCCUUCCUGCUGCUGACUACCUUCGUGCUGCUGGUUGGCAUGGUCUGUGCUUUUGUUACCAACCAGCGCACGCAUGAACAGACAGGUCCCAGUGUUCAAGCUGUGCCUGAGACCCUGCUCAGCCUCCAGAGUCUGGUGUCUGAUAUCCCUGAGGAGCUGCAGACCGUGGCAGAUCAGUUUUCCUUGCCCCAGAAUCAAGUCUUGGAGGACCUGGAUGGUGUUGGGGAGCGCCUCGGGAACUUAAUUCAUAGCCAGCUGAAGAGCAAGGUGUACUUGCUGCUGGCCUCAGUGCACAGCCUGGGCCAAGCCCUGCAGGUCUCCAUGGACCACCUUCGGGCCCUGAAUGCCACCACCAAGGAACUUCAAGAAGGACAACAGCACCUAGAACCAGCUGUGCGAGACCACCGGGAACGCCUGCUUGCCUUGCUACAGGAUCCCCAGUGUCAGGGGAACUGCACAGGGACCCUGAGCCAAGUCCAUGCUCUAGAGCUGGGUGCUGACUUCAGCCAGGUGCCCCAUUUGGAUGAUGCCCUGUAUCGGCUGAAGGAUGUUCCAGAGACCAACUUCUCUAGCAUGGUCCAGGAGGAGAACAGCACCUUCAACAACCUCCCACUUCUGAUUGGCCUGCAGACGGCCAAUGCAGUCAAAGAUCUGAAGAAAGCAGUGUCUGGGCAGCCUGAAGGUGUGAGGAUGUUGGCCACAGGAUUCCCAGACUUGAAGGCAACUUCUCGCUGGAGCCAGACACUGGGGGAGCUGGAAGAGUGCAGCCGCCCCUACCUGAAGGAUGUGCAGAGAUACGAGACAUACAGGUGGAUCGUGGGCUGCGUGCUGUGCUCCAUGGUUCUGCUUGUGGUGGUCUGUAACCUGCUGGGCCUCAGCCUAGGCACCUGGGGACUGUCUGCCAGAGAAGACCCCAGCCACUCAGAAGCCAAGGGCGAGGCUGGAGCCCGCUUCCUCAUGUUAAGUGUGGGCUUCAGCUUCCUCUUUGCUGGCCCACUCAUCCUCCUGGUUUUUGCCACCUUCCUGGUGGGCGGCAAUGUGCAGACGCUGGUGUGCCAGAGCUGGGAGCGAGGAGAGCUCUAUGAGUUUGUAGACACCCCAGGGAAUUUGCCCCCAUCCAUGAACCUGUCACACCUUCUUGGCCUCAAGAAGAACAUCAGUGUCCUCGUGGCCUAUCAGCAGUGCAGGGAAGGGGCAGCACUCUGGAAGGUCCUACAGCUCAAUGACUCUUACGACCUGGAGAAGCACCUGGAUAUCAGCCAGUAUGCCACAAAAAUGCAGCAAGAGUUGAAGGGCUUCAACGUGGAAAUAAAAGAUCUGGAUCUGCUGAGCCCUGAAGCUCGCCAGGACUUGGAGGCGUUGCAGAGCAGUGGGAUAGAGAAAAUCAACUAUCAUGACUUCUUUGUUCAGAUCCAGAAGCCUGUGGUGAAGACUGACAUGCAGCAGCUGUCCCAGGAUUUGGAAAGACUGGCUCAAGCCCAAGGCAAUUCUAUGCUGGGACAGCAGCUGCAGGAGGCAGCCCAAGGGCUCAGAAACCUCUACCAUGAGAAGGUUGUCCCCCAGCAGAACCUUAUAGCUAAGCUUAACCUCAAUGCCAGGGCACUGGAGUCUGCUGCUCCAAAUCUCCAGCUGGAGACCACAGCCCUCCUUGGCAAUAUCACCGUCCUAAGAGGAGAGCUGCCUGUCUUUAUCAAUCACAUCAUGGAGAAUGCAAGCAGAUGUUUCAUGACCCGGGAGUUGGGCUACUUCUCCCAGUAUGUAGCCUGGGUGAGAGAAGAGGUGACUCAGCGAAUCGCUACCUGCCAGCCCCUCUCUGGAGCCCUGGACAAUGGUCAUGUGAUCCUAUGUGACAUGAUGGCUGACCCCUGGAAUGCCUUCUGGUUUUGCCUGGGGUGGUGCACCUUCUUCCUGAUCCCGAGUAUCAUCUUUGCUGUCAAGACCUCCAAAUACUUCCGUCCUAUCCGGAAACGCCUCAGCUCCACAAGCUCUGAGGAGACUCAGCUCUUCCACAUCCCCCGGGUCACCUCCCUGAAGCUAUAGAACCCAGUGGUAGCAUCUUCCAUGGAUGGUCCCUACGAGCUUUCCCAGGAGUGGUCUGGUGGCCAGAACUGCCUUUUCUAUCUAUACAUGUACCCUGGGGUCACUCCUACAUGCCAGAUGCUGAAGUCCAGAAAAGGUGAAGAGGAAGAAGAGGAAUGGAUGAAUCUCAGUUCCAUUAAAGUGUUCUCACUUCUCU